UUCAUCCUUCUCCACACCAUAAUCGAAGCGGAACAAGUGCUCCUUUGAGAGGGUUCAGACAGCAGAGGAGUAACGAUGCCGUUCUCUCAGAUCGCCAUUGGACGUCCGGAGGAGGCAACUCACCCGAGUGCACUCAAGGCCGCGCUCGCUGAGUUCAUAUGCACCCUCAUCUUCGUCUUCGCCGGCCAAGGCUCCGGCAUGGCCUACAACAAGUUGACGAGCGACGGGGCGGCGACGCCCACGGGACUGAUCGCGGCGGCGCUGGCGCACGGCUUCGCCUUGUUCGUGGCGGUGUCGGUGGGGGCUAACAUCUCCGGCGGGCACGUGAACCCGGCGGUGACCUUCGGAGCGUUCGUUGGCGGGAACAUCACGCUGCUGCGGGGCAUCCUCUACUGGAUCGCGCAGCUGCUGGGCUCCACCGUGGCCUGCCUCCUGCUCCGCUUCUCCACCGGCGGGCUCGAGACCGGCACCUUCGGGCUGUCCGGGGUGAGCGCGUGGGAGGCGCUGGUGCUGGAGAUCGUCAUGACCUUCGGCCUCGUGUACACCGUCUACGCCACCGCCGUGGACCCCAAGAAGGGCAGCCUCGGCACCAUCGCCCCCAUCGCCAUCGGCUUCAUCGUGGGCGCCAACAUCCUCGUGGGCGGGCCCUUCAGCGGCGCCUCCAUGAACCCCGCCGUGUCCUUCGGCCCGGCCCUCGUCAGCUGGUCCUGGACCCACCAGUGGAUCUACUGGCUCGGUCCGCUCAUCGGCGGCGGCCUCGCCGGGAUCGUCUACGAGUUCUUCUUCAUCAGCCACUCCCACGAGCAGCUCCCGACCACCGACUACUGAGGCGGCUGUCGAAGUCGUCGGCGCUCCUACGUACUUAUUUCGAAAAGUCCGUGCACUUUGCUUCCUUCGAUCAUGCACCUUGUUGUUUAUCCUUAUUUCUCUCUGCUCCUGUUCCUUGAUUCAAGUCCUCGAUCCAUCUCUGACUCCAUCUCCAUACAUCCAAGAUCACGAGAUGGUGGUGUGCUCCUUCGUGUGUAAUCUCCGGUCGAUCAUGAUCGUGAUGGUGGUCAGUGUUUGUUCUGA
Molecule: messenger RNA, 1071 nt
Organism: Musa acuminata AAA Group (dessert banana)
Lineage: Eukaryota; Viridiplantae; Streptophyta; Magnoliopsida; Zingiberales; Musaceae
Product: probable aquaporin TIP1-1
Exons: 2
Coding region: 76-828 (250 amino acids)
Biological process (GO): water transport; transmembrane transport
Cellular component (GO): plant-type vacuole membrane
Molecular function (GO): water channel activity
Source: RefSeq, a predicted model, not a curated record